AUGCUUUUCUCUUCUCUUUCUUUCCCUUCACUUCCAACACGUGGAUUCUUCUUUCGCAUACUAAUUUUCUUUCUUCUUAAAACAUCUUAUGGAGCUCAACCGGCUUAUAAUAACGAGAAGGUUACGAAUAUCGGAGCAAUCGUUGAUAUUACAUCUCGUAUUGGGAAAGAACAGAAAGUUGCCAUGGAAAUUGCAGCUCAAAACUUCAACAACAAAUCAAAGAAUCACAAGCUCUCUCUAUAUUUUCAAGAUUCUGCUUCUUCUGCCAAACAGAUGAUUGAAGAAAAGAAAAUAGAAAUGAUUGUUGGGAUGAAGACAUGGCAAGAAGCUGCUUUAGUAGGAAAAGUAGGAAACCGAACUCAAGUUCCGGUUAUUUCAUUGGCAGCACCUAGCAUAACACCCCCAUUAAUGCAACUUAGAUGGCCUUUCUUGAUAACAAUGGCGAACGAUCUCUCUUACGAAAUCAAGUGCAUUGCAGAUCUUGUUUGUGCCUAUAACUGGCGAAAGGUUGUAGUCAUAAUUGAGGAUGAUGAAUACGGUGGUGAUAUGGGAAUCAUAAACCUUUUAAAUGAGGCUCUUCAGAGCAUUGGUUCCGAGAUUGAAUCCCGUUUAGUCCUUCCACCCUAUUCAUCUCUCUCCGACCCAAAAACGAUGGUCCUAGAUGAGAUUGUGAAACUUUUGCAAGUACAAUCUCGGGCUUUUAUCGUUCUUCGGUCUUCAUUGCCUAUGGUAAGUCAUUUGUUUAGAGAGGCUAAGAAACAAGGACUUUUAGAUAGUGAUUCGGCUUGGAUAAUCACAGAGAGCAUUACAAGUUUGCUGGGCUCAGUUGACAACUCUGUCAUUUCCUCUAUGAAAGGAACUCUUGGAAUCAAGAGCUACUAUUCCAAGACUAGUAGUUCUUAUAAAGCUUUCUAUUCCCGAUUUGAGCAACUCUUUGGAGAAGAGAACCCGCAAGAAGGUGAUUCAAACCCCGGAAUUUAUGCUUUACAAGCAUAUGACAGCAUUGGAGCAAUUACACAAGUCUUAGAGAGAAUGGCUAGCAACACUAGUUCAGAAGAGAUGUUGGAGAAGAUAUUAUCAGCCGAUUUUGAAGGUUUAGAUUUGCAGUUAAUUUUUCUACAUUGUGGUGGAACCUAA
Molecule: messenger RNA, 1137 nt
Organism: Morus notabilis
Lineage: Eukaryota; Viridiplantae; Streptophyta; Magnoliopsida; Rosales; Moraceae
Product: glutamate receptor 2.4-like
Exons: 2
Coding region: 1-1137 (378 amino acids)
Source: RefSeq, a predicted model, not a curated record